This is a messenger RNA of Pogona vitticeps (central bearded dragon), 3940 nucleotides long. Lineage: Eukaryota; Metazoa; Chordata; Lepidosauria; Squamata; Agamidae. The record is from RefSeq and is a predicted model, not a curated record.
UCUGGGCGAGCCCUUCUACGGCGGCCGAUGUGCGGCAAACCUAGCGGAGCGCAAGCGAAAAUGGCAGCCCCCUUAGAAGUAUGCCAUGUCGCUUGCUGUGCCAACCGCGCUGGAUCCGGCGUGGUCUCAUGGGCAAGAGGGGGACUUCUGGCUUUCGGUUCGUGUCGUUCUGUCAUCCUUUACGACCCAGAGAAAAGAAAAGUGAUUGCUACAUUGAAUGGUCACACCGAAAGGGUUAAUUGUGUGCAAUGGAUUCGCAAUAAUGAUCGAUCUUCUGAUACAGAAUUGAUUUCUGGGGGGUCAGACAAGCAGCUUAUCCUUUGGGAAAUACAAAAUGAGAAGCUUGUGAACUGCACUCAUUUUGAAGGUCACACUGAGGCAGUUUGCGCAGUGGAUGCUCUUUACAUGACAGAGGAGCCUACAGAAGAAUCAGUUUUACUGGCAGCCUCUGCAGCUUCCGAUUCUACUGUCAGAAUUUGGUUAAAAAAAGGAGCAGAAGUUAAUUGUCUUCAGACACUUUUGUUUGGAAAUGGAUUUGCAAUGGAUGUUUCUUUGUCCUUCUUGCCUGGCAGUAACAUACCAAUUUUGUCUUGUGGUGGAGAUGACUGCAAAAUUCACUUGUACAUCCAGGAGGCUGGCCAGUUUCAGAAAAGUUUGGUACUCCAUGGCCAUGAAGACUGGAUAAGAGGAGUUGAAUGGGCAGUUUAUGAUGGAGCUCUUUUCUUAGCAAGCUGUGCUCAAGAUUGUCUGAUAAGGAUCUGGAAGAUACAUGUAACUUCAUCACUUAUGGAAGACCAAGAUGAGGACAUAAUUAAACUGAAGGAGAACAUUUUCACUGUGAAACAUAGGAGUGGUUCAGAAAUAUCUUUUGCUGUAACAUUGGAUUCUGUCUUAGCUGGACAUGAAAACUGGGUCUGUGCUGUUCAUUGGCAGCCUUCAUUUUUCAAAGAUGGCAGGAUGGAACAGCCAAUGAAGUUGCUGUCUGCUUCAAUGGACAAAACUGUAAUCCUGUGGGCUCCAGAUGAUGAAUCCGGGGUGUGGUUGGAGCAGGUCCGAAUAGGAGAAGUAGGUGGAAAUACCCUUGGAUUUUUUGACUGCCACUUCAGCCCUGAUGGCUCGAUGAUUCUUGCUCAUGCAUUCCAUGGAGCCCUGCAUCUUUGGAAACAGACUCCAGCAAACAAGAGAGAAUGGGCUCCGGCUGUGAUGAUUUCGGGACAUUUCAACAGUGUGCAAGAUGUGAAGUGGGAUCCAGAGGGAGAAUUUAUAAUCUCUGUUGGUUCUGACCAAACAACAAGAAUCUUUGCUCCAUGGAAGAGGGAGAACAAAGCGGAGGUAUCUUGGCAUGAAGUGGCAAGGCCCCAAGUCCAUGGAUAUGACAUGCAGUGUCUAGCAAUGAUUGGGCGAUUUAAGUUUGUGUCUGGAGCAGAUGAGAAAGUGCUUCGAGUAUUUACUGCACCUAGGAAUUUCAUGGAAAACUUCAGCAACAUUUCUGGCGUAUCUCUGGAGAAACUAUACUCUGAGGAAAUUGUUGAUCUACCUGAAGGGGCUACUGUACCAGCCCUGGGGUUGUCUAAUAAAGCAGUCUUUCAAGCUGGUGAUAUGGCAGUACAGGCAGCUGAGGAGGAGGAAGAACUUAGUCGUGUCUCCAGUCAAUAUCAUGACAAUUACUUUCAGCCAUGUAGUCUGACAGAACCUCCCACAGAAGAUCAUCUCUUGCAGAACACACUGUGGCCUGAAACCCAAAAGUUAUAUGGCCAUGGCUAUGAAGUGUUUUGUGUAGCCUGCAAUCAUGCAAAAACUCUGAUUGCCUCAGCAUGUAAGGCUUCCAAGAAAGAACAUGCCGCAGUUAUUUUGUGGAACACUAGGACUUGGAAGCAGCUGCAGAGCCUACGUUUCCACAACCUGACAGUAACACAACUUUCAUUUUCCCCUAACGAUAAAUUCUUACUAGCAGUUUCAAGAGACAGGAAGUGGUCACUUUGGAAGUAUAAAGAUAUUGAUGUUACAGAACCAGGACCAGCUUUCAGCCUCUUUGCUUCUACAGACCAAAACACUCCUGGGCACAGUCGCAUCAUUUGGUCCUGUGACUGGACCCCUGACAGCAAAUAUUUCAUUACUGGAAGCAGAGACAAGAAGGUCAUGAUAUGGGGCAACUGUUGUUCUGCAGAAGAGAAUAAAGAGAAUGACUUGGAUGUAAUCCAGCUCUGUUCAUCUGUCCUGGAUGUUGGAGAUUCUGUCACUGCUGUUAGCGUUAGUCAUGUCCUGGCACCAGAUCGGAGCUAUAUCAUUGCAAUAGGAACAGAAGGUGGGAAGAUUCACUUAUACAAAUGGAAGCCAGGAGACGAGAAGUUGCCACUCUCUGACUGGACCAAAUGUGUCGAAACAGAUAACAGCCAAAGCCACACUCUUGUUGUCAAGCAGCUGUGCUGGAGAAAAUGCGUGGGCAGAGCUGGGCAGGAGGACACAGCGGAGAGCUCCGAGUGGCUGCAGCUGGCGAGCGGUGGGGCCGACUCCUGCGUCAAGAUCUUCAAUAUUAAUAGACACAGCCUUUAAACCAUGACUUCUGGUCAGAUGGUCUGACUUCUUGACAUGUCUGAAUAUCAUCCAUUUUUCUCAAAUGGCUUCUUGAAAUCAUCCAUAUUUUUUAUCUGACACACGUUUGAAUUGAGCUUAUUUAUUAAAGUAGUGUGAGAGGACAUAAUGUUUUUAAGGAUUUUGUACACAUAAGUCAUUACUAAUGGUCUAUCCUUUAUGAAAAGAUACCCCUUUCCUUCCCAAAUAUUUUAGGGCUAGCUGCCUCCCUAUUUUCUCCUUAAGAUGCCCAUGGAAAGACCUCAUGAACUUUCUUUAGAUGUCCACCUAUCUGGAAUAGAAGUGGGGAAAGCAAAAGGCUUAAGCUGGGAAGGGGAGAACUGCUUUUUCCAACUAUGUUCCUAUUUUGUAGGAAAAGCAGGUGCAUUUUUGUAUUCCGCCCAGAUGUUCAGCCCAGUUUUCAUGAGUGUUAUACUUUGCCGAGCAAAGCUAUAUGGUUUUCAUUUCACCUGGGUCCCAAUCAUUGCACAUUUUUAAUUUAAAUGACAUUUUAAAUUGAUCUUCAGAUACACAGAUGCUUACUGAAGUUGUGGCAUCACAGUAUUUAUUGGAUUCCUUAAUUACUGGAACUUGCAAAAGGGGUGGAGAUCCUACCUACCUAUCAGAGAAAAGAGAUUCCCCAUUCACACCUUUCACCCUUACGACAUUCAGGAUUUUCAAAAGCUUUGAUAGGCAUUCCUAGGGGAGGAAAGGACAAAUCUUCCUUUUCCUGACGCUCCUGUGAUCCUCUCUGAAACUCUAUCCUUUCUCUUAUUACAGUCUUUAUCAGCGACCACUUUUUGGAAGCCUAAUGGCAGUUUUCCCGUGGUGGUCAUGGCUUAGGAGGGAUGGGCUAAUACUCCCUUCCCUGAUACUGUGUGUGGUUGUUACCUGCUGUCAAGUUGCUUCUGACUCAUGGCCAUCCUAUGAAUUAGUGGCCCGCAAAAACUCCUGUCAUUAGCAGCUCUGCUCAGUGCUUGCAAACAAGGUUGUGGUUUCCUUUAUUACGUUAAUCCAUUCAUUAUAUGGUCUUUUUCUUUUCCUGUUCCUUCAACUUUUUGUAGCAUAAUUAUCCUUUCUGGUAACUCUUCUCACGAUGUGCCCAAAGUACAAUACCCUCAGCUUAGUUAAUUUCGGUUCUAGAGAGAGUUUAGACUUCAUUUGAUCUAGCGCCCAAUUAUUCAUCUUUUUGGCACUCCGUGGUAUCAGUAAAGCUCUUUUUCCAGCACCGUGUUUCAAAUGAAUGAAUUUUUUUCCUCUCAGCUUUCUUCACUGUCCACAUCCAUGCAUAAUUAUAAGGAAUACCACAGUCAAGGGGAAGAUAUGGAGGCAGUGACAGAUUUUACCUUCUUGGGCUCCAUGAUCACUG